Molecule: messenger RNA, 4365 nt
Organism: Geodia barretti
Lineage: Eukaryota; Metazoa; Porifera; Demospongiae; Tetractinellida; Geodiidae
Source: the annotation of a GenBank genome assembly
UUUUUCGCGCACUCUCUCCGAAAUAAACUGAAGAAGCUGUAUACUUGAAGGUGCCGUGGCCCGAGCCAGCCGUUUGCAUAGGCUAUAGAUAUAAUUUCCAGCAGGCAGUCCACUCCUGCGGAAGCUGCUACAGUCUGGCGUUGCUGGCCGGCGAGACUUCUACCUCCGUAUAAUGUGGAGACGGAUGCUGUGACUGUGAAGAUACCGAAGGAAAAAGGGCUAGUGGUGGAUUCCCGUAGUACUCUACGUCCUCGUACGUACGAGAUAUUUCCGUGUGGAGAGUCUCAUGAGUUGCGACGUCGUUGAUCGGUGACAUACGACAUUGCGGCGUCGGUGACUUUUCGAGGACUUUACGGACGCAGGGAGACACUGUGGACCGUGUGGAGAUAGUCUGCGCCACCGGCGGUGUUAGACGGUGCAUGCAGGGAUCGGUCGGGACGCGACGUUGUAUGGACCGCGGAACCGCUGCUGUAAACUAGCACAGGUGUGUUGUAGGUGUGACAGCUCCUGAGCCUGCUGCGCGUGUUAAAAAGCUGCAGGUAGACGAAACGGGGCGCCGUUUGCAUCUGCAUCUGGUCAAGAAAAAAGAUGGUUGAGCCUUGGGUCAUGGUUGGAGGAUACCAGCUGCAAGGUUCAUACCAGUCGAGCCCUCCAAAAGUGGGAUUUGGAGUCAUUUGUCGCUGCCCGGGGAGCGGGGUGCAGUGCCUGCUGCAGAAGAGGGGCCUGAAUUCCGCGUCCCCCAACAAGUGGUCAUUCCCGGGGGGCCGGCUGGAGAACCCCGGGGACCUCGACGAGGACGGAGACGUGGGUACUAGGAGGGAGCUGGAGGAGGAGUGUGGAGGAGGGGAGCCUCUGGGACUCCCUUCACUCAUCCACAUCGAAUGCUACAAGAGUGGAAAGGUAAAGCAGACAAUAUAUCAUGUCUACGCCAUCGACACCUCCACCAACAAGGAGUGGGAGCUAUGGAAACCGAAACCCAAGAACGAGAGGACAGAGGUCGAUACCAUGGCAACGGAGCUGGUGGUCAACAGCCAGUCUUUCCCGUCGCUGAACGGGUAUUGCUGGGUCGACAUGCACGCACUUAUUCAGGAGUGUGACAGACUGGCCUGUUCUCAAAUGGACAUCACGGAAGUCACAGACCUGCAGCAUGGACUCGUGCGGUGGGUGCAGAACUACGGCGACCACGUCCUGCGAACGCUCAUCCAGCGAAGCCCGAAGCUCCCACACCACUCCCCGCGCCGACACUCCUCCUCCUCCACCAGCAGCAGCAGCGGCACCAACGGCUCUGGCUCAAAAUCGCGAUCCAAAUCCGACCUCACCCCAAAAUCCCAGCGCUAUCGAGCGACGCCGGAACUCCUGACACCACCAUAUGCACCACUCCGACCACCCACCGCUUACCCGGGACCACUCUUAGCAAAUCACAGUCCCACCCAUAAUUUCUACGGGAUGGGACUCCCUGUAAUGUCCCCCACGGCUAUGGCUGCAUCUGGCCUGGGGAGCCAGCAGGGUGCCAUGCAGUACAUCCGCUUUCCGACUCUACUGCCGCCAACUAGUGCGAUUCCCCAACCGAUGGGAGCAGUCCCAGGACAGCAACAGGCCAUCAUAGCCAACCCUGCGCAGACCGGCGGCAUGGUCUACCAUCCGCUACCCGUGCAGUUUGGGAUGCAGCAGGCCUUGCAGCAGCCCACUGGUUUUGGAUUGGCGUCACCUGGUGUAGGUACCGGGCUUGUUCUGUCCGGCCUCUCGCCCGGCAGCACCAGAGAAGCUAUAGCGGGUGGCCAGGAGGCGGUACACGCGAGUUCACCGUCGGAAGACACUGGCGUCACAGCGGCAGUGUCCGAGGGAAGCGACAGCGGGGAAGGGAAUCUAGCGGGGAUGGAAAUUAUCUCGAAACUGAUGCAGGUUCCGCGACAGGAGCAGGCAUCGGCGUUUCACCAGGUGACAGUCCCUCACUCAAUCGUCGCUGGUCAUCAUCUGGAGCUCCAACAGGCCGUAGGAGGUGGAGGGAGUGGAGCAACGACAAGUUCCUUACAGCCUGAAGGGGGACACCAGGUGCAGCAUCAGCUCGCUUAUGCAGUGGCUGGAAACUCACGGGAACUUCAGAAUCACAGUCAACAUGCAGCCACAUCAAUUCCUUCCCUGCCACAUCACUUCGCAGCUCACGGAAUGGUCGCCCUCCCACCUCCACACACAGCCACGGCCAUGAAGAUUGAACACACAGAAGCUCUGCUCCCUAUCCCCCCUGUCGUCCCUUCUGUCCCACCCCUUUCGGCUCUUGUGCAGGCCCCGCAUCAAAUGAAUCAUCGCAAGGAGAUCCUCUGUCGUCACUUCAUAUCUGGGCGCGGCCACUGCCCCUACGGUGACAAGUGCUGGUUUGCACACCCAGAGCCAAAUCCUUCGGUUCACCCGAGAGACUUUGCACAUUUACAUCAGACAACCGGCCACCACCCUAGCACACCCCUGCACAUCCAAGUCCCUCCCCCUGCCCAUGGAUGGAACCCAAACAUGCCCGUGCAAUACGUAGCUUCGCCACCCCAAUCUCCCCUGGAUGGUGCGUAUCUUGCACCAACCGAUCCUUCCACAGGAAUGAGGGCACCGAUUUUACACACCUCCCCUGGCUACCAAUUCCCCGGUCAACAAUUCCCUGGUCAACCCCCGAUUCUAGUUUGGCAACCUCCCCCUGGCGGGGGACCUCGAAAUUUCUCCCUACUCCCCUCAAUUCGGCCCCCUCUACCCAUCCCCAUCGACCCAAAACUCCAUUUUACUCUUCUCUCCGAGGUGGUUGUGAUGUCGGAUGGUCCAGAGGCUGGACUAGUUCGAAACAUCUCUCAACUCACCACGCGUGCCGAUCACUUCUACAUUGCCUACGGGAACAAAGUCAGGGACUAUAAGAUUCUCUUCAGCGGACAGCGCACACACCAGGAGAGCUGGAUGCUGCAGGACACAUUUUCCUUCUCGCACAGAGUCACUUGCCUCCACACCUCCAGACAACAUCAAUACUUGCUCCUCGUGGGCACCGAAGCCGGAUCUGUGUACACAUGUUUGCUGAGGAGGGGGAACCAAUAUUCUCAGACCAGCAUUUUCUCACAUACAUGCACUUUAGAGUCCCCAGAAGCAAUUACAUCACUCGUCCACUUCAGUACCUCCGUCAGCCAGGCGCAGGUGGUGGUGGUGGGCACGCAGACAGGCGCCAUCUCGUGGUUCAUUGCUCAGCCACCCCAGAAAACCUACUCAAUGCUCUCCUGCACUCGUCCACACUACCCACACACUGUUGUGGCCCUGCAGGUGUGGGGAGGUAUGUUGGUGUCGGGCAGUCAGGAGGGCAAACUCAUCGUGUGGAGUAUGCGCACACAGCAGCCUUCAAUCAACAGCGAGCAGCACGUGCACUCAGUGUCGCUGAGCAGCAUACACGUACAGGACAGUACUGCUAUAAUCACCAUUGGAAGAGGAUCUUCCGUACAAAAAGACAGUGAGGAAGCGAACAACGGUGUCGCCGUCCAGACAAACAGUACGACCUCCUCCCAAUCUCUAGAACAGCCCAGUCUGCGAUCAGAUGGCGGGCUCAAGGAAAGUGGUCGGCCUAGCAUGAAUCAGCUCACGAAAGAUGUAGGUCAAAUGUCAGUCACAGAUAUAGGGACUGCAGGGAAGUUUGAAGACACGGUGACUCUUUGGCAAUACGGCGUCCCGCUCAGACCCACACGGAUAGAGGGAGACUUAGGGGAAAUAGUUACGUCUGUUUUUUAUCACGCACACACGGGAAACAUGUUUCUGGCAGUAGGCCUCUCCAAUCGCACCAUCAAGAUCUUGAACCUGCCAAAUUUCACCCUCGCCUCGGAGCUUCAUUUCCCAGAGAUGGCCGGGAAGAGGUGUCUGCACAUGGCUCUCAAUCUAUCACGUGACUCUCUGGUCCCCAGUGGUAGUUAUUAUCGAAACCCGUUCAGAGACCUAAUACUUACCACUGCGUGGUCGGAUGGGAAGGUUAUGAUAUGUCAGGUUUCUAAGCAGUAGAAUGACUAUGUGUGUGUGUUUGUUGAUGUCUGUCUUUUUUGUACGAAAUAAAUUUGCCACCGACUUAAAUCAUCACUGAUCUACCAUGAACAGAUGUAUGUAUAUAGCUCGGAGGAGUUUUUGUUACGGGGGAGAGAGAGAGCAGUACAACAACCUUCACUCUACAAGUAUCACAGGGUCUGUUCUGUGUAUUUGUUGUGUUGUUGAGUGUGUGUUUAAAGGUUUUAUAUCACAUAAAGUUGGUUCUAUGUGCUUGUGUUUUUUUGUAUGUUUCUACAAUUAUUGUAAUUAUUAUGUAUUUUUGCGCACCAUCACAAUCACAGAGUUAACGUCACUCAGUCUACAUGUGGCUAAACA